This is a messenger RNA of Funneliformis mosseae, 136 nucleotides long. Lineage: Eukaryota; Fungi; Glomeromycota; Glomeromycetes; Glomerales; Glomeraceae. The record is from the annotation of a GenBank genome assembly.
AUGGCUUCAUCUAUGGAGACUGAUCAAACUCUAAAACUCGAUAAAUAUGCUCGAGCUCCAUUCCUAGUUCGAGACAUUGCUGAAGAUUUCGCACUACCUCGUUUAGCAGUUGGAGAAAUAGACCGAAUAUCAGGCA